UUUAUUUCUUUUUCUUUUUCUUUUUUUCUUUAAAUAAUCAAACAAUAAUUAACAUUAUGUUCAUCAAUGUCAAUACUAUUACAAAACUUUCCUCCUAACGUGUUAUAGCCAUUCCUUAUUCUCUAUAUGGUGGGGAUGCGCGAUUUAUCUACUUGCGCUUGUUUCAAAGCUUCAAUUGGCGCGCACACAGCACGCGUAGCUCCAAAGUUUAUAUUUUAACGUAGACUCGUUUUAAGUAAAAUUCUAUCGUAACGCCAAAUUAUUUAACAUCAUUUUCAUCGUAUUAUUUAAUCAUGAAUACUUCAUCGUCAUUGUUCGCAUUAUUAUUGACCGUUAUCAAAUUACGCUUAACUUUGGAAUCUCCUAUUACGAGUGACCAUGUGCACAAAACGAACGAUGCAUUACAUAAUUACGAAUCUAACGAAGAUACUUUGCGUCUAGUUUCAGUGAUCAUGCGUCAUGGAGAACGAGCACCUCAAGAUACUUAUCCAAAUGAUCCUUACGUUUCGGAUACGAUGAAACCUUAUGGUUGGGGUCAAUUAACUAACGUAGGUCGAGUCAAUCAGUACAAUCAAGGAAUCUACUUAAGGCAACGUUACAAUCAAUUUCUCGGUCAAACAUAUAAUCCUGAUAUAUUUUAUUUGCAAUGUACGUCAGUAGAUCGUACGAAAAUGUCGGCUAUGUUAGAAGCAGCUGGAUUGUGGAAACCGACUGAGGAACAAUCGUUCAAAUCUGAUUUUCCUUGGCAACCUGUUACCUUGUUUUAUCAACGUCGUUCUGAAGAUACGCUUAUGUUAAUUUGGGAUACGUGCCCGAAGUACGGUCAAACGCGUAAUAUGAUUUUACGAUUACCCGAAGUACAAGAAGUCCAGAAUAAAAAUGAACAACUUUACGAAGAAUUAAGUAAUUUAACAGGCAUGACUAUUGCAACACCCGAUGAUGUUAGCUCGUUGUACAGCACAUUAAAAGCAGAGGAAACAAUGAAUCUGACUUUACCUUAUUGGACUAAAAAAUAUUAUCCCGAUAAAUUAAUACCAUUAACAAUGUACGAUUUUCAACUUAACACUUACAACGAUAUGCUUAAAAGACUUAAAGGUGGGCCUAUGAUUAAAAAAAUCAUUUACGACAUGUUGGCGAAAAAAGAAAGAACUUUACAUCCUGAAACGAGAAAAAUGUUCAUGUACGUUGGACACGACAGUACUGUUGUAACUUUACUCGACGUAUUACAUAUUUGGAAUAAUCAAAUGCCAGAAUAUAAUAUUAUGAUUAUGAUUGAACUUCACGAGGAUACCAAUGGUUGGAAUGUUCAGAUAUUCUUAAGAAAUACGACCAAUUACGAACCAUAUCCGAUGACUAUACCCGGAUGUGCUACGAUUUGUCCUAUAAACGAAUUUAUACAAAUAUUAAAACCUAUGAUACCUGACAAUUGGGAAGAGGAAUGUAAAACAGACGGAGAUUAUACUUUACCGCCAGCACCGGCGCCUUAAAUUAAUUACUAUUAAUAGUUCUAAGACUUUAUUAAAACAAUAGCGUGACUAUAGAAAAGAAUUCGUUAUAUAUAUAUAUAGAAGAAUAUUUUAAGUCAAGAAAUACUUUAGUAUUAUUUAUAAAUAUACAAAUAUAUUUUACACGGACAUAUCAACUAGACAAAUGAUGAAUAUCAUUUGUUUCUAAUAUACAGGCUGUGAUUACAAAUGGAUUAAAUUUGAUGAAGACAUUUUUGAAUAAGAUCUUUUUGACUUAACUUGAUAUAAGUUAUCUAGAAUACAAUUCAAAGAGAUAAUGAUUUUAAAUGAUUUUCAUUAACUUAUAAACCUUUUCUCUCAUAUCUUCUUUUUCAGUCUUCCUUAGUUUUUAAAAGCCAAUUACUAAAGUAAAUUAACAUACUUACAUUGCAUGUAGUUUAACAUUUUCUGAUACGUUCUGGAAACAUUUAUUUUCAUUCCUUUUCAAAAUCUUGAUACUGAAGCUUGCCUUGAAUCAUCCCAUACAAAAAAUUGUACACGUUGUCUUUCUCCAAAUGCAUUGUUGUAAUAAAUUGAUAGAUCUUCUUGCAUGUUCCAGUCAAAUGUAAAUUUUCUAACUGGUCAGUCUUCUAGCUUGAUGUUUUAUUUGUAUUAAACCAAAACAAUGUUUUUCAACA
Messenger RNA from Polistes canadensis, 2143 nucleotides. RefSeq names its product lysosomal acid phosphatase-like. Lineage: Eukaryota; Metazoa; Arthropoda; Insecta; Hymenoptera; Vespidae. Gene Ontology annotation, biological process: dephosphorylation. The record is from RefSeq and is a predicted model, not a curated record. Gene Ontology annotation, molecular function: phosphatase activity. The transcript has 7 exons. Bases 294 to 1487 code for a protein of 397 amino acids.